This is a messenger RNA of Sciurus carolinensis (gray squirrel), 264 nucleotides long. RefSeq names its product 28S ribosomal protein S21, mitochondrial-like. The record is from RefSeq and is a predicted model, not a curated record. Bases 1 to 264 code for a protein of 87 amino acids. Gene Ontology annotation, molecular function: structural constituent of ribosome. NCBI's taxonomy places the organism in Eukaryota, Metazoa, Chordata, Mammalia, Rodentia, Sciuridae. Gene Ontology annotation, biological process: translation. Gene Ontology annotation, cellular component: ribosome. The transcript has a single exon.
AUGGCAAAACACCUGAAGUUCAUUGCCAGGACUGUGAUGGUACAGGAAGGGAACGUGGAAGGUACAUACAGGACCCUGAACAGAAUCCUCAGCAUAGAUGGGCUCACUGAGGACAUUAAACGACGAAGACACUAUGAGAAACCUUGCCGCAAACGACAGCGGGAAAGUUAUGAAAACUGCUGGUGGAUCUACAAGACGGAAAUGGCUCGAAAGAUCAACUUUUUGAUGCAAAAGAAUUGGGCAGAUCCAUGGCAGGGCUGCUGA